AUGAAGACAGCUUUUAUGUUGGCGAUAUUUUCCACGACCUUGCUUGCGCUGGUCCACGGCCACGGCUAUAUCAUAGACUCACCUGGUCGUGCCUCACGUUGGCGCAAGGGUUUCCCUGGACCACCCAACUAUGAUGACAACGGUCUGAAUUGUGGUGGUUGGAGUAAACAGUGGCAAGUACAUGGUGGAAAGUGCGGUGUCUGUGGGGAUGAAUAUGGCAUAGGUUGGUAAACGCGUAUGUAUACUGUGAUUUAAUUUCCCCUUGCAUUAUACAAGGUUCGUUUGUUGGUGCGCGGUUGUUUGCAGGUUGCGUAAAAAAUUGACAAACAAUCUAAUACUCCUAUUUGUUCAGUCAAAUACUCCUAUUUGUACAAUCUAAUACGCCUAAUUGUACAGUCUAAUACUCCUUUUUGUACAGUCUAAUACCCCUAUUUGUGUUGUCUAAUACUCCUAUUUGUACAGCUGAUCGUGCAGGCGAAAGACAAAUCGAUUGGAUUUUGUUUAAAUUUGGAUAAAAAAUGUACAUAUGCUGUACAAUAAUUUUUCUUGUUUCCGGGCCGAUAAUUAAUAACUCGUGUAAAAAAGCCAUGUGUACUUUUUGCAUAAUACCUGACUUGUCUAGAAGGAGCAAGUGUCCUCGUGCCAACGACGUAAAGUCUGCGGGUGUAGGGGAGCCGGGAGUGUGCUAACCCACAAUAUUUGUUCAUGAUCAAUUUCAAGUAAAUUUUGUGGUAACUUGAGCUAAUUUUCAGGUAAAUUAAAACAGCAUUUACGGGCAAACAUGUAACUUAACAAAGAAUUAACGCUAGCUUAAAUUUUAGUUGCACUUUCGGACCUUUUCAUAAAGGGGCUAAAUAUUCGAAAUUUUCUCGGGGUGAGCAUUCUGGUAGUUUUGGCGCAUCAUUUUUUUGGUGUUCAUGGCCAUGAAAUUCAACAACUUCCUGGUAGGAUUCACUUCAUUGCCCCGCUAAGAUGAAAGGAUCUUCCAGGGUGACAACUCAAAUUAAUUUCAUCAGCUUCGCGAAUGACUUGCAUGUUCAUGAAAUAACCACAAUCAAUUUCAAACAUAUAGGUUUUGGGUAACACGAAACGUAAUUUUAAAAAUCGGGUAAUUUGACUAUAUUCACAUACACCCCUACCCCCGUUUAGCUUAAUCGAGGACCCUAUAAAAAUUAGGAUAAAUGCAGCAUAUUUCUUUAUUUACAAGAAAUGUUUGAAUAUUUUGUAUAAAGUUAAAGCCCACAAAGAGAACCACUAUAUUAUCACAACACACUAAAUUGGUUCAUAUAUAUAUGUACGAAAGGACUUAGAAUGAGAUCAAUAAUACUAAAAAUACUUAUUUCCCAUGAAAGAUAAUACUAUUACCAGUUAAAUUUGAAAUUUUGUGAUCGUGCUCCUGAAUUUCAUGAAAGAUAUCCUCACAUAUACCCUUCCAAAUCCCAUGCAUACAAAUUGAAAAUCCUAAUUAUUUUCAAGGACUAUUGAUUAAACUAUCACACUUCUAUCUGUCACAACAGCGAGUGUUUAAUUUGUAAUAUGCAAUUGUCUGCAUAUGAGUUGUUUCACUACAUUACAGCGCUCAUAUCGGUGUUGUAUUGGUUCAGCAAAAAUGGGGUCGUGCAAUCAAUCUGUAUAUAAGUAUUACUAAAUAGAGUUAUUUUUCUUUUUCUAUUUCCUGCAGCCAAUCCUAAGUUCGUCUAUCCAGGAGUGUGGGCCAACAACCCGCCCGUUGUGGAGACCUAUCAAGCCGGGCAGAUUAUCACCGUUAAAGUGAAAAUUACUGCAGCACACAAAGGGUACUGUGAAAAGUAGCGCUGAACUUGAUCUUUAUGAAAAAAUUAUUUUAGCGCCACACAACGAAUUCCGUUGGAUUGAUCAUCAUAAAUAAUUUCGCAACAAUCUUUAAAGUUAAAGACGCAAAUGCCAUGACAAAAGCAUAAUAAAUUAUACAUAGAGAAUGAUUAUGACCAGAAUUCGAAUUACAAGUUUACAAUUUUACCCAAAGUAUAGCCUACUAUAGCACUUUUAUUAUGACGACAUUGCAUGAUUAAUGCAAAUAUUUAUGUUUGUGAGUUCUUGUAAAUAAAUGUAGGUCUGGAGGUUUUCCCAAGGAACGUGCUUUUGAAUGUCAAUUACUAUACGCUUUACGCUGGAUCCCCAAAUGGCCACAACAAGCAAAUUUUAAGCCACAUUUGCUCUCAUAUUUCUCUCCCCACACGCUCAUUUUCAUAGAACUGCGCAAAUAUACUCAGAACAGGCAUUUUCUAUACAGAUCAGGGGCCGGUUGUAUAAAAAAGUGAUUAAAGUUAACUAUGAUUAAGUGCAAACGUCAUCCAAUAAGAAGCGCCUAUUUGAGAGUUAAUCACUAUUUAACUACAAAAUAGUGAUUAAAAAAGUGAUUAAUGGUUUUAUACAACCGGCCCCAGCACAUUACAAAAUCUGAUUAUAAUGUGAAAUGAAUUAUUGUUUCUACAGAUACUUCACGUUCCGCGUGGCUCGGUUAACUAGUGCACCCAUUACCCAGCUACAACUCGAUCAACAUGUGUUAAUGCUGCCUACUGGCGAAGAUCGCUGGGUCCUGGGUAACCGCCCCGCUGCGGAAUACACCAUGAGACUGAGGCUACCAAAGGGAUUGAGAUGUGCUCACUGCGUAAUGCAAUGGUGGUACACCACAGCAAAUAAUUGGAUGGGCGAAAGACCCGAGAGUUUUGUCAACUGUGCUGAUAUUAAAAUCGUGUGA
Messenger RNA from Paramuricea clavata, 2740 nucleotides. Lineage: Eukaryota; Metazoa; Cnidaria; Anthozoa; Malacalcyonacea; Plexauridae. The record is from the annotation of a GenBank genome assembly.